GAAUUUGGGGAAAAGUAUAUAUAAAUAUAAAUUUGUAGAGUUAAACAGUUUACUGCUAUUCUUCUUUAGCUUUCGUCAUAUCAAUACAUAGGCCAGCCAGAAAGACUUUAUAUAAAAACAAAGCAUGAACCAUCCAUACCACAAAAUCGUUCUCUUUGGGGAUUCCAUUACUCAGUUCAGCUUUGAUCCUCUUUUUCAAGGAUUUGGCGCCAGCAUUGCCAAUGCAUACCAACGCAAGAUUGAUGUCAUGAACCGUGGAUUUUCUGGUUAUAAUACCACCUGGGCUAUUCCUAUCCUGCGUCAGUUGUUACCAACAGUUGAGCAGCAAAAGCAGCCUGCAAAGAUUCAACUUUUGACCAUCUUUUUUGGUGCCAACGAUGGUGCGCUUCCUAUUUCGUUCCAGCAUGUCCCUCUUGAGAAAUACAAAAAGAACCUAGAGGAAUUAAUUUCCAUGGUUCGGUCUCCUUCUUCUCCUUACUACAACCCUUCAUUGCGUCUUGUCUUGAUCACCCCUCCACCUAUCAAUGAAGUCCAGUGGAAGGUGGUUUGCGAAGAAAAUGGCAUUCAACUGGACCGCAAGUUUGAGACAACCCGUCUGUAUGCAGAGUGUGCUCGCAAUGUGGGCAAGGAACACAAGAUACCAGUAAUCAAUCUCUGGGAUGAAAUCCUGGACCGUGCAAAGGAGCAGAACCGCGAUCUUUCUCAAUUCUUGUCAGACGGUCUUCAUCUUAGUAGUCUCGGAAACCAGACUGCUUAUGAGCUGUUUAUGGAAGUGAUCAAUACACACUUCCCUGAGCUUCAUCCUGAUGCUUUGGAAAUGGAAUUGCCUUACUUCCGUGAUAUAGAUCCAAAGAAUUAUCUCGAUGCACUCCAGUUCAAGCUUAUCCAAAAAGAAUAGGAUUUAGAUUUUGAUCUUAACUGCCCAAAAAAAAAUACAAAUAAAUAAAUAAAUAAGAAAUAUAGUGAUGAAAAAAAAAUGACUUGCUAUCAUUUAUUUAUUUACUUAUUUAUUUAAGCACCUUGGACAAUAAACCUGGGAUAUCAUAUAGACAGAGUCAUAUACAUAUAUAAAGAGAAGCUUUGGCUAUCUUUACAAUUCUUGUUCAAAUAAACACUGUUUGUAUUUUAUUUUCUUUCUAUUC
Phycomyces blakesleeanus NRRL 1555(-) is the source of this 1142-nucleotide messenger RNA. RefSeq lists its product as hypothetical. The record is from RefSeq and is a predicted model, not a curated record. NCBI's taxonomy places the organism in Eukaryota, Fungi, Mucoromycota, Mucoromycetes, Mucorales, Phycomycetaceae. The transcript is spliced from 6 exons. Bases 125 to 898 code for a protein of 257 amino acids.